Molecule: messenger RNA, 5246 nt
Organism: Closterium sp. NIES-67
Lineage: Eukaryota; Viridiplantae; Streptophyta; Zygnematophyceae; Desmidiales; Closteriaceae
Source: the annotation of a GenBank genome assembly
AAUUAUAGUGACUCUGAGGACUGUCAACUUCUCCUAGGGCAGAUUACCCCCCAGUGCGCCGAACGCCAUAGCUCACUCGUUAAGCUACGGAAUCGAGUGAUUCAACUUUCAGUGGAAAGCUGACGCUGCCAGCGACAACAUAUCCGAUUUUCAGAUCGUUUCACCGAUUGGAGUUUUGGAUAUAGCUAUUCGAAGGUCGCGAGUUUUCUGGGCGUCAUAACGAAGUGCUGCAGAAAUUUCCAAGGAGCCAUUGAAUCAUCUGCUUAUAGCCUUCUCUAACCCACAAGUGGUAUCAGAGCCUAUUAUCACGCAUUUGGGACCUAAAAUACGAUGGGAGAUAAGGAGGACUCUGGUGGAGGUGAUACUUCAGUCCAAGGAGGCAGCUCAACCCAAGAUUCUGGCAUUGCAGCGCAAAGGGGAGCGCGUACAAGCCAGGGGUCACUGCUUAAGGAGGUGCUGAAGAACUUCACCAUUGAGAAGUUCUCUGGAGAUGGCUAUGAUGAUUGGGCAUGGAAGAUGCAGCUCUACUUUCGACAAAUUGGCCUCUUGAAGCUCAUGAUUGGAAUGGAGCCAAGGCCAAAGGAAAUGGCAGAGCAAGCGGACUGGGAUGAACGUUCAUCUGCUGGGUAUUAUCUACUGUCACAAAGCUUGGAGCUGAACCAGAGGCAUCACAUCAUGCAUCUGCUACCGGAAAUUGAUUGUGGGCCCAAGGCAUGGGCAGUGCUCAAGGACCUGCACGCUCCGACAUCGGUUGCCGCUUCUCUCAUGCUGGAUCGGGAGCUGUCCAUGCUGCGGUUGAGCGAGAAUGAACCUGUGCAGCCCGUACUGGACAAGAUGAGGGAACUCUACGCGAAAUUGGCGAGUGCAGGCAUCACGUACCCAGAGCAGACAAAGUGUCUCAAGAUGCUCAGCCUGCUGCCGGAGUCUUGGCUGCAAUUUAUAAGCGGACUCAGCUUGCCACAAAACCAAAGUCAAUGGACAUUGGAGUGGAUUCGCACCAAGAUUCUGGAAGAAGAUUUUCGUCGCUAUACACUGCGUGGAGGUGAUGACAGCACCAGCGGCUAUGCCAUGCAAGGGACAUGGAGGGAUCGAGGGCGUGGCAAUCGCGGUCGCUCUUACCACAGCCAAGGUGGUCGCGGGACUUGGAACCAGCGGGGGCGUGGUGGCGCUGGUGCAAGAGGAAGAGGUGGUCACUCCAACAAUGACAACAGUGAACCACGCUUGAGGGGAGAGUGCUGGUAUUGCAAGGAAGAAGGGCAUCCAUGGUUUCGCUGCCCUACCAAGCCCGACUGGUGGACCCCUUGGAACCAAUCGCAGAAGGGGAAUGGAGGAAAGCAACCACAUGGAGGUGCCAACAUGGUAGCUGAUCCUGCUGAAGAAACCUCCAAGGAUGACAGAGGAAUGGGAAAUGAGGAGAGGAAUGCUGGACAGUUCUACCAUGUGUGUGACAAAGAUGACAGUGGCACAGCUGUUGCAAGGGCUGGAGAGGAAUUGCACCCGCUUGACAUGUGGGUCAUGGACUCUGGUGCUGCAUGGACAAUGACACCACGCAAGGACUUGCUGGAUGCUGUGCGAGCGCCUCCAAUCUCUGAAGUGCGCUCAGCAUCCGGACAUGCAGUGAAGGUCGCUGGAGUUGGUCGAGCUGCAUUCAGAGCACCUGAUGGUGGACUGGUUGUGCUCAAGGACGUGUUACUCGUACCGGGGCUGAAGGCCAAUCUGAUAUCGCUGCGCAAGCUAGGCCAGGCCGGAGUCAGCACCACCACCAAUGGAUCCAAAACAUUCAAGGGGCUGCGAGGAGAUCGUGUGUUAUGGGAUUUACACGAAAGCAGAGAUGUCUUCAGAUCCAUGUGGCAGAUCCCUGCACUGAUAUGGGAAUCAACAAAGAAGGAGUUGGGAGAAGUAAAGGCGGGUUCUGGAGUCCAGGGGGAGUGUAAUGCAGUUAGUGCUGCAGGAGUGACGGUUUCUGCAAGGUCGGGGGAGACUGAUUGGGAAACCGCACACAGGCGUCUAGGGCAUGUGGCCAUACCAUUGCUGCAGCAACUGCAUAAGGAAGAAGCAGUAAAGGGGCUCAAGCUUUCUGGGCAACCAAAUGAUACCAAGUGCGAGACGUGUCUGCUGAGCAAGUUCACACGGUUCCCCUUUCACGGCGUAGCUGGGAAAAGCAAGGCAGCACUGGAACUGGUGCACAUGGACCUGGUAGGACCUUUUCCAGUCCGAGGAAGUAAGGGGGAAAGGUACUUCCUGACAAUAGUUGAUGACUGGAGUCGGCUGAUGUGGGCAUACCCGUUGAAGCAGAAGGAUCAUGCUGCCUCAACAAUACGAGAUGAUUGGCUGCCGUUCGUCGAGCGACAAUCUGGGCACCCAUGCAAGAGCAUCAGAACCGACCGAGGUGGAGAGUUUCUAGGAGGAGAUCUGACUGCGUGGCUCAAGAAACAAGGCAUUGAGCAUCAGCUAACGACGUCCUAUACCCCUCAGUCAAAUGGCGUUGCUGAGAGGGCUAAUAGGACCAUCCUGGAAACUGCGCGAGCGCUGCUGAUCGAAUCAGGGCUGGGGAACUCCAUGUGGCCUCAUGCGGUGAGGCAUGCUACAGUGGCAAGGAACCGCGUACUCACAAAGGUGGCUGAUGAUAUGUGGGUGCCGCUGGAGAGGUGGCUUGGAAAGAAGCCUCCAGUGGACAUGCUUCGAGUGUUCGGAUGCAUGGCAGUGGCGCAUGUCCCUAAACCGUACAGGACAAAGCUUGGAGCAUCUGCACUUUGGUGUGUGCACCUUGGGCUUGCGGCAGAGAGCAAGGGGUGGCUACUCUGGGAGCCCUCAAAGAAUGUGCUGUUUGACAGUCGGGAUGUCAAAUUUGUGGAGAACAUCAUGUAUGGCAAGUGGGAGAAGCAGUUGGAGGCAAGGGUCACCCAGCAGCUGGAAGAGAUCAGUAUGCACUUCGAUCUGUCCGAACCUGCGGACAGCGAAGUCACUGCGCCAAUGUUCAGUGCAUGCUGUUCAUGUGCAGGGCAUGCUGUUCAUGUGCAGUGCAUGCUGUUCAUGUGCAGUGCAUGCUGUUCAUUUGCAGUGCAUGCUGUUCAUGUGCAGUGCAUGCUGUGCAUGUGCAGUGCAUGCUGUUCAUGUGCAGUGCAUGGUGUCAUGUGCAGUGCAUGCUGUUCAUGGCGUGGUGUCAUGUGCAGUGCAUGCUGUUCAUGUGCAGUGGCAUGCGUGUUCAUGUGCAGUGCAUGGUGUUUAUGCAGUGCAUGCUGUUCAUGUGCAGGGCAUGCUGUUCAUGUGCCGUGCAUGCUGUUCAUGUGCAGUGCAUGGCUGUUCAUGUGCAGUGCAUGCUGUUCAUGUGCAGUGCAUGGUGUUCAUGUGCAGUGCAUGCUGUUCAUGUGCAGGGCAUGGUGUUCAUGUGCAGAGCAUGCUGUUCAUGUGCAGUGCAUGCUGUUCAUGUGCAGGGCAUGCUGUUCAUGUGCAGUGCAUGCUGUUCAUGUGCAGGGCAUGGUGUUCAUGUGCAGUGCAUGGUGUUCAUGUGCAGCGCAUGCUGUUCAUGUGCAGGGCAUGCUGUUCAUGUGCAGUGCAUGCUGUUCAUGUGCAGGGCAUGAUGCUCAUUGCAUGGUGUUCAUGUGCAGUGCAUGCUGUUCAUGUGCAGGGCAUGCUGUUCAUGUGCAGUGCAUGCUGUUCAUGUGCAGGGCAUGGUGGCAUGCUGUUCAUGUGCAGUGCAUGCUGUUCAUGUGCAGUGCAUGCUGUUCAUGUGCAGUGCAUGCUGUUCAUGUGCAGUGCAUGGUGUUCGUGUGCAGUGCAUGGUGUUCAUGUGCAGUGCAUGGUCUUCAUGUGCAGUGCAUGCUGUUCAUGUGCAGGGCAUGCUGUUCAUGUGCAGUGCAUGCCGUUCAUGUGCAGUGCAUGCUGUUUAUGUGCAGUGCAUGCUGUUGAUGUGCAGUGCAUGCUGUUCAUGUGCAGUGCAUGGUGUUCAUGUGCAGUGCAUGCUGUUCAUGUGCAGGGCAUGCUGUUCAUGUGCAGUGCAUGGUGUUCAUGUGCAGUGCAUGCUGUUCAUGUGCAGGGCAUGCUGUUCAUGUGCAGUGCAUGGUGUUCAUGUGCAGUGCAUGCUGUUCAUGUGCAGUGCAUGCUGUUCAUGUGCAGGGCAUGCUGUUCAUGUGCAGUGCAUGCUGUUCAUGUGCAGUGCAUGCUGUUUAUGUGCAGUGCAUGCUGUUCAUGUGCAGUGCAUGCUGUUCAUGUGCAGUGCAUGGUGUUCAUGUGCAGUGCAUGGUGUUCAUGUGCAGUGCAUGCUGUUCAUGUGCAGGGCAUGCUGUUCAUGUGCAGUGCAUGCUGUUCAUGUGCAGUGUGCAUGCUGUUUAUGUGCAGUGCAUGCUGUUCAUGUGCAGUGCAUGCUGUUCAUGUGCAGUGCAUGGUGUUCAUGUGCAGUGCAUGAUGCUCGUGUGCAGGGCAUGCUGUUCAUGUGCAGUGCAUGCUGUUCAUGUGCAGGGCAUGCUGUUCAUGUGCAGUGCAUGGUGUUCAUGUGCAGUGCAUGGUGUUCAUGUGCAGGGCAUGCUGUUCAUGUGCAGUGCAUGCUGUUCAUGUGCAGUGCAUGCUGUUCAUGUGCAGUGCAUGCUAUUCAUGUGCAGUGCAUGGUGUUCGUGUGCAGUGCAUGGUGUUCAUGUGCAGUGCAUGGUGUUCAUGUGCAGUGCAUGCUGUUCAUGUGCAGGGCAUGUUGGUGCAUAUUCAUUUGCACGUCAUCCUGUCGUCUGUUCGCAUCAUUUCGUUUGCAUGUGUUUUGUGUGCUACGUUGUUUGUAUGGUUUGUUGGGUUUGCAUGUCUUUGCAUGUUCAUCUUGUGCUUGUGCAGAUGUGCUUGGAUUGUGCAUGACAUCGAGCACAUUCCAACGAGCCAAGAAUUGUUGGAAUCGGAGCACAUAUGAAGAAGUUACGAAGAAAUGUUUGAUGGAUUUGUUACAACUCAUUGGAAGUCCUUGUCAGCUGCUACACCAAAGUUGGAGAGCCCUAUAACGAGGAGGGACCAGCAUGUGUAGGACUUUUGUCCCCACCUUGCAGCUGCAGCAUUUGGGGUUUGGAGGCCAACCUGGCACAGUGUGAAUUUUGUCUUGCCAGGCUGGCUGAACCUGAGGAUGGGGAGUCAAAACUUUGACUCUUGUCAUGUUCUUGACCAUGGGCCUCCAGGGUCCUUCCGUUUCAUCCUUCCCUUCCUACCCCACCUUCCAACUGUGCUUCAAUGCCUUUUCUAUCAUGCCUCUGAUCUUGUAAGCUUCAAUUAUA